UAUUACGUAGCGACGCAGGAGAAACGUAAUGCGCCUGCUUAACGCAUUUUAAUCUACACGUUGUAAAGGCCAGGCUAUUCAGCUGAGGACAACUCGCAUCUCGUGGCCUCUUGUCGUAACACGUUGCAUUUGAAACAGCCACGUUGGCCUGUCAUAUAUACAUGACUACCAAUAAGAUAAGAAUCCUCUUUCGAACGGACGAAUCAACGGUUGUUCGCUUUAUCAUCGAUUAUCUUCCCGCCAAACACGAGUGAUCUAUCGAAGUAAAUUUAGUAAACGAUCAUUCUUUUCAGUGCCAUAUACCUUCUUUCGUGAAGAUUUUCUUUCAAACUGCUACUCCGUUUUUGCGGCGAUCCAUAUUUUUAAAUUACUGUUAGUUUUUCGAUUUCUAAGAUAUUCCGGGAUCAGUAACGUCCAUUACCAGUCAUCAUUGCUCUACAACAAUAUCGUCUUUCAAAUUCUUGAUUGAGGACAUCUUAGGACGAUCGCGCUUUGUAAUAAAUCGGUUUUUCACGGAUAACAGUUGUAAUCAGGAUGUGGGUAUUGAGACUUGUGAGUGGCCUCCUGAUUAUCAUUGCAUUAGCAAUUGCGGAUGAUGCACCGAACGUUGCAUCGGAAGUAGAUUCUGAUGCGAUUCCAGAAGUAAUCCCAGGUUACCAGGGAGAAAUUCCAACAGAGGAACAGUUCCUUGAAGUUCUAAAUUCAAUGCCCGACUUAUCAGAGAAGGAUAAGGAAAUAAUCAAGAAGGAUCUCCUAAAAUAUAUGCGAAAAGCUGCUCCUACCCUGGAGCCGGAAUCUACCUCCUCAGUUGAUUCUUCAACCGAAGCUGAAGCGAUUGUGCACACCGUAGUUCUAAUAUUCUUUUUGAGCUUCAUUGCCCUAAUUUUUGCUUUCUUCCUUUACAAGUUGUUCAAGAUCUUGACGGAGAGGGAGACGAAACGAGAGGAGAAAAAGAAAAUGAAGCAAAUGAAGAAGAAAAAGUAACGCUAGUAAUAUUAGCGAUACCGCAUGACAGGACGUGAUGCAAAGAAAAGUGAAUAUACAGCAUGCCACAAAUUGCAACAACAAGUUGCACUGUCACGCGAGAAACUCUAUUCGUAUUUUACGUACUGUGAAGGAAAAACGUUUUAUUAUCAUCUAUUCUAUUUUGUUAAAUAAAACAAUAUAUUUAUGAAUAAAA
This is a messenger RNA of Ceratina calcarata, 1180 nucleotides long. RefSeq lists its product as uncharacterized. Bases 535 to 984 code for a protein of 149 amino acids. The transcript is spliced from 3 exons. The record is from RefSeq and is a predicted model, not a curated record. Lineage: Eukaryota; Metazoa; Arthropoda; Insecta; Hymenoptera; Apidae.